This is a messenger RNA of Magnolia sinica, 941 nucleotides long. RefSeq lists its product as uncharacterized. The transcript is spliced from 4 exons. The coding region runs from base 206 to 670 and encodes 154 amino acids. The record is from RefSeq and is a predicted model, not a curated record. Lineage: Eukaryota; Viridiplantae; Streptophyta; Magnoliopsida; Magnoliales; Magnoliaceae.
AGAUUAGUUUGAAUCAUUUGUAUGCCACGCCACGCAUGGAAUUUCUAAGAAAUUAGACCUGCGUAUCAUCUAUCACACUGCCAGAGUAUCAUUAUUUUUUAAAUUGACGGCUCAAAUAAAAGAAACGGUUGAAGCGAUAGAACCAACAUCCAUCCGGCGUAUGUUAGCAUAGUCUCCUCGCUCUCUCUCCGGCGAAAGACCGAAGAUGGCCUAUGCCGGUUCGUCGCGAUUGAUGGCUUCACCAGGAAGAGCACCUUUGCGAACGUCGUGCAGAUCCGAUUCGGCCGUUUCGUCCGAUUCCGCUUACCCCCAAAACCGAAACCCUCUGCCUCGUUUCGCGCUAUCAAAACCGUCAUGGGUCGUCAGAACUGAGGCGAAUGUUUGGAAAGAAGAAAGAAAGAAACCCAAUCCACCAUGUGUAGUUUGCAGUGGAAGUGGGAGAGUGGAUUGCCACCACUGUCGUGGAAGAGGCAGGACGAAUUGCAUAAAUCUAACAAUGCUUCCGAAAGGCGAAUGGCCGAAAUGGUGCAGGACCUGUGGUGGAAGUGGCCUCGGCUAUUGUGACCGGUGUCUUGGGACAGGGGAAUACAGGGAUGUCAUGGGCUUCCAUUUCAUGAAGAUAGACCCCAAUUCGACUCAGAAUCGCCAACAAAACCAAUUGCAUCAAUGACCGAAUGAUGCCGUCGGGUAACUAACCCUUCUGUUUCGUGGCAUCCUGGGGAAUUUUAGAUUCCAUUCAAAUGGAGAACCAAAGAUCCAAAAAGAAAUCGAGUUUUUCCUUCUCUUUUCUUUGUUUAGGGUGCAUUUGGUUGCAUCAAAUAUCAUAUUUUGUGAUUAAUUAGUCUAAUUCAAUGCAACCAAACACUCCCUUACUCUCUGAAGAUACGUUAAGGAUGAUGUUAUGGUAGAAAAUAAGGUCGAAUGAAAGGUGUGUUAUGACC